CAGGCCCAGCAAUACAGAGAUUGUGUCAUAAAUUGAUUGCGCCACACUAAUUUAUCCAGCCUUACCCUAGCACAUCCUCCGGCCCUGUCUCCAGCUGCAGUGAUGGGAGCAUGUAGGAGAGUUUGGAGGUUGGGGGGCUGCGUCGGCCCUGUGUUGGCCUGGAUCGGUGCACUGUUCCUGGGUUCCAGCUUGGCCCAGCCUCCCCCUGCCUCCUGUCCUACGGGAGUCCCUCCCUCGAACCUGAGCCAGCCCCAGUACCAGUCAAUCCCAGGAGCAGACACAGGCUUCAUGUCCGCUGUGGUCCAGUCCUUCCUCCACACCGUCCAGCCCAACCCCUUCCCCAAAGGUCAGUCUGGGGCUGAAUUUGUCUGGUCAAAUGUCGUGUACUACAGUAUACAAAGGGAACAGGGUGCCAUAGUCAAAAACAAAAUAAGUGCACUGUGAAGGGAAUAUUGUGCCAUUUUGGACAUAGCCUAGUCUGACAGCGCUCCUUUUCUACAGCAGUCUUUUUAUCAUACUGACCUCAUACUGACCUAGCCAGGUGUGUGUAGCCACUAUGUAAAUCCCAUACAAAUACCUGGGCUUCCACCAAUUUGCAAAUUUUGGAAAUUGGUAUAGAACUAUAACGUUACACAAUAUUUUAUUUCUAGGUUAACUGAGAUUAGUUUCCAUCUGGAAAUGCGUUGUUUGCUCUACUCCUAACCGUCCCCAAAGAUUUAAGCAUGUGUGCCUAUAGUGAUGUGAUAGGUUAAGCAUUAGAGCUAACCGGCGCUCUUUAACCAUAGAAACUGCUGACGAGGUUAGCUAAUCAGUACGUUAAUGGGAAUGCCUUUAGUGUGUUGUGGGUCAGGCUGUCAAUGGUUAACUACUGUAGUCAGAUAAAAGUAUUUGUGGAUGGUGUGUUUCCUUUUAUUUUGAAGUAGUGAGUGACUCAUACACUUAUGAUUAAACCAGAAACCACACAGUAGAGCAACACUGUAGACCUGUGGACAAUACUCCACUGUAGUUGUCUCACUGACAGAAUCUGAUUGCUUCAUCUCCUUUGUUACCGUCUGUAGAUUUCUUUAUGAGUUCAGAGCUGGCUCAGUUUAUCUAUUGCUUCCUUGUUAGAGCCAGGAUUGAUUCUGUUUGACAAACAACAGUGAAGGUCCCUCAGGUACACACACACACACCCCAAGUUAAUCAGCCACCAGGUGAAACUCGUCUUAGAUCAGAGAGCUCUCAUGUUGCUAAGCAGGUUGCUAUGCACGGAUUGGAUUGUGAUAGUCUCUUUGAUCAUGGCUUCUAUCCAAUCAGGGUUGGAGGUAUUGUUGUAACUUAGUAUUUCAACCAUUUUUUGCUCAUGUUUUGGUUUUAUGUUUGUUGAGAACAUUAAUAUUUGUCUGUUAUUAUGUGCCAGGCAUUGAGCAGUUAUUUAAACUUUAUUAAUAUGACUUUUCUGAAUCCAACUGUAAAUACUGACUGAUCCACUCUCUGUUCGAAUCCUAUCCGAAGACACUCUCCCUCUCUGUGUUUCUCUCUCACUCUCUCCUCAAUCCCUCUCUCUCACUGUCUUUCUCUCUCUCAGUAUCUCCCUCUCUCGCUCUCUCUCACUCGUUGAACAUGGUGACAGUAGCCUGUUCUAAGCUUUAUUUCUUUAGAUUUAUUGUACAUUUUAUUAUUUAGGUUUUAUCAUCGAAACACAUACAGAGACAAGUGAUGGUGACACAGCUCUUCUGUAGUUGAUUUAUUCAACAUGUGUGGUAGUCACCAACACACAUUUGUGAAACAGUGAAGAAAAACACUCUUAAAAAUGUGGUUUACACCACGCCCUGUUACUCUGUAACAGUUUUCACAAUUCAAUGCAACUUACCUAGUCCGUCAGCAUUCACUAGACUGUGAAUGGCUCUGUGUGAGAGAGAGACAGAAAGAGGGAGGGAGAAAUGCAGAAAUAGAGAGAGAAUGUGAAAAAUAAGACAUUCCUCCUUCCCACCUAGACAAUGAUAUAGCUCCUCUCAAGUUUCCCUUCAGAAUGCCAGCCGGUGGUGAUGAACAAUAACCAUAACUACCAGGUUUAGACAAGACAAUGGAGGAGGAACCGUUCUUAAUGUGUGGUUGGCUCAGGCCUUACAACCCUGGUGUGGUUACCCAUGGUUUCCUGAUCCUUAACUUAGGUUCUAAAGAACAUACAGUGGGUUUGAUUUCCUAUCUCACUGUUGUCAGAGACUGGAGAGAGAGAGGAAGAGAGGGUGAGGGAGGGAGGAACGGAGGAGAGAGAGAGGGAGGAACGAACAAAGAGAGGGAGGGAAUGAGAAUGAGAGAGUUCAGAGGGUUGAUGUGAAAUGUGACACCCGAUCUUCAUACAGCCUGUGAAAGUGUGAACUCUGAUCCUCUCACAUGAACAAGCCAGAAGAUGUUUAUAUGUUGAAUAUGUUUUUUUGUACUGAUAUCCAAUCAUUGUGGGUUGAAUGAUGACUGAUUGUGUUGUGCUUGAGUGUAUAGAAAAGAGAGAGGGAAUGCCAAUACGAACUGAAAAUGUUCCCUUUCAGUCAGUCACUUGGUAUGUCAUACUAUGGGGAGUCAACGAUCAAUCAUAUUCACCUGAAGAAAACUGAAAUCACGUCAAACGUGCCAAUGGAUGCUGAGCCCGCCCUCGGAAGCCUUCCUGGCUAUAACGCCGGGGCUCGCAUACAUUUCCUAAAUUCCUAGAUUCCGGGGAUGAUUUACUAUCCCUGAUAGCUCUGGAGGAUUUUCAGAGUGUGAAUCAGAUGACAUCAGUCCGGGGCAGCCUAAAGCCCUGGCUUUGGAUUUGACGGGGGAGAGUGGACCGUUGGUGGCUAAUGCGCCUUUGAUAGAGCUGUGUUGUAGGGCGGCAGAUCACCUGUGGAUGGAUUGGCCGUCUUCUUCCCCACAGCAGGGUUCCUCCAGGUUGGGGGAAGGUAUUUACCUCCUGUCCCUGCAGCGGUGAAAUGCCGCUUACCCCCAUUUAAAGAUUUAGCCGAUGAGCUAAAGGCGACCUGGGAUUCCCCUCAUUCAGCCAGGCUGGUGCUACCAGGUUAUGGCGAGUUCAUGAACGUAGAGGGUAUGGAGGAGACGGAGCUGAUGGAUGGAAAGCUGGCGAGUUACUUAGCUCCAGAGGCUAACAAGAGGGUUAAUCCUGGCACGAUGCUUCCGAAUACAUAGUGCUGGUUCUCGGCGGAUCAGCUGGACAAAAGUGUACCACACUGAGGGUGUGGUAGCCCGGUCGUUGAAUGUGGUCACAAUGCUGCAGAAAUAUUAUAUCGAUUUGCUGCAGGAGCUGAAUAAGCCAGUUUCAGAGCUGGGGAAGCCAGUUUCGGUGCUACUGUUGAUUAUGUACUGCGUCUGUCCUGCUGUACUAUCCUGGCUGUGGGGAGAAGUAUGGGGGUGACGGUGGUGGCUCACCGCUACCUCUGGUUGACGUUGUCCCGGAUUCCUGACGUGGACAGGCAGAUGUAUUUGGAUGAGCCAGUUUCACCAACAAGGGCAACAGUGCUCCCAAGUGGCUCGGUCAAUGGGGGCAAGUUACUGGUUUGCGAAGUCCACGAACCCGGUGUGGGCCGGGUAUCAGAACGGCAGUACCACGAAAGCACAUUGUUUCUACAAAAGGUUCCUCGGUGUUCAGGGGUAUUAAGAGUGCGGUACCGUCCAGUUGUGGGAAUAAUAAACAGUUCCUUCCCCAUGUUCAGACACACGGUUUUCAAGUAGUGGAUAUGAAAACAAGCAUGACAAAAAAUAGAAUCCCAGUUCUCAGGGUGGUGCUCUGCCCCUUCAGGAGACAAUGUAUGGGAGACUGGCAGCGUGCUCCAUCCAGUGGCCGGCAUGCGCAGUUUCACCAUGGGUGAUGAGGACGGUGACAAGGGGGUACAGUCUGCAGUUCGCUGUGCGUCCUCCUUUUCGUAGCGUCAUUAUGUUAAUGAUCCCUGAAGUCCUAGCGCCUGUCUUGAGAGAGGAGAUUUCUUCUCUGCUUCAAAAGCAGGCUAUUUGGGUGGUCCCCGUCUCAGUUCCCAAGAGCGAUGGAACGUUGAGUCCCAUCCUGGACUUGCGUGUUUUAAAACAAGCACCUCAAGGUUUGCAAGUUCAAAAUGCUAACACUUCGCUGGCUAUUACAGUCGGUGGGUCCCAGCGAUUGGUUUACGUACAUAGAUCUGAGGGAUGGGUAUUUUCAUGUGGCUAUACAUCCUCCCAACAGAAAGGUUUCAUUUCGAGAGGUUUCAUUUCGAGGGUGUGGCGUACGAGUUUCUGGUCCUGCCUUUCGGGCUCUCCCUAUUGCCCGCACCUUUUCUAUGGUGGUGGAGGCGACUUUGGCACUGGUGCGGUGCCAGUGGAUCAGAGUAUUGGCCUAUCUGGAUGAUUGGCUGGUCGCAGCGGAGUCGAGGGAACAUGUGGAGCUCCACACUGCCACUCUGGUUUCCUAUAUUAAGUCUCUGGGGUACAUAGUGAAUCACAAGAAAAGUUGUUUGACUCCGGCUCAGUGCUUUCAGUGUCUGGAUCUCAUUCUGGACUCGGUUCUGAAUCAUGCGUUUAUUGUCCCAACAAAGGAGGGUCGCAUUCCGGCUCUGUCUGGCACGGUUUCAGCUGGGGCACUCUGUGCCUUUUCGCUUGUGCCUGCGGUUAUUGGGUCUGGUGGCCUCCAUGAAAGCUGUGGUACCUCUGGGACUUCUGUUGAGGCGUCUGUUUCAGCGCUGAGUGAUUGCUACGCGUCUGGACGUAUCUCGCCACUGCCAUUGAUUGCUCGAGGUAUAACUGUCAUGCAUAAGGGAGUUGACUCCUUGGAGGGACCUGUGUUUGCUGUUGCAAGCGGUUCUCAUGGGCUGGGUAGUGUGCCGCAUGUUGAUCACGACAGAUGCAUCCUUACUGGGAUGAGGAGCGCUUUGUGUGGGCUACUCGGAAAGAGGGAUUUGGUCAACAGCGCAAAGGGCGCUGCAUAUCAAUUACCUAGAGCUACUGACUGUUUUGCUAGCACUGAGGCAUUUCCUUCAAAUGUUGGAGGGCCAGAAUGUGUUGGUAAGGUCCGACAACAGGAUGGCGGUGGCGUACAUCAACUGGCAGGGGGGGACGUGGUCUCUCUCUCUCCUAAACCUGGCCUAUUAUUUGCUCGUAUGGAGCAGUGCACAUUUCCUGUCAUUCAGGGCGACGUAUCUUCCCGGAUCUCUCAACAUGGGUGCAGAUCUACUUUCCAGGGGGGUCCUAUCUACGGAGUGGAGACUGCACCCCUUGGUGGUUGCCCAGAUAUGGAUCCGGUUCGGCAGGGCAGACGUAGAUCUAGAUCUUUAGGCAUUGCAUGAAAAUGUGCAUUGUCAUCUGUUCUUCUCAAUGAGGGAUCUGGGCGCUCCGUUGGGAACAGAUGCUUUGGCGUAUCAGUGGCCUCGGACCCUGCUCUAUACGUUCCUCCGGUGGACCUGAUUCAGGCCACCGUGGAGAGUGUCUGUCAGGAGGGUCUGUCAGGAGGGUCUGUCCUACAAGACUGUCCUGCUUAUGGCCUUGGUGUCGGACAUGCGCGUUGGAGAUUUAAUACACCCCUUCCUGUUUGGAGUUCGUGCCUGGCGACUCCAAAGUGAGGUUAUGUCCAAAUGCAGCUUUUGCUCCCAAGGUUAAACCUAUGUCUUACAGGUCCCUUGCUUUCGAGCUGUUCCCUGUCUCACCUCCUCUGUUUGCUUCCAGUGAACAACAGAGGUUGCAUGGCCUGUGUCCGGUGCACGCUUUACUCACUAGCAGUAUAUGGAUAGGACCAAGGACCGCAUUUGUGACCAGCUUUUUGUCUGUUUUGCUAAUCCAACUCGGGGUAGGGUGCUUUAUUUUUGUUGUUGUUUAAAAAAAAAAAAAUUGGGGGAGGGGGGGUUACAGGUAAAAAAAAUAAAAAAAAAAAUGCACACAAAAAUAACCAAUUUCUUUCUUUCUCUCUCUCCCUCUCCAUCCCUCUCUCUUAGAUUUGCUGGUUAAUUUAUUGGAGGGAAAUGGUAAUAUAUACGAUGACAAAACGACCAUUAAAGAGGUGAGAACAGAUGAAUGCUUCCUGUCCACAUUACAGUCGAUCUAUUGUCCAGUGAUAUUUGACAGAGUGUGACGUCACAUCGAUCAACAAUGACUCUUCAUUGUUAUAGAUAGAAGAUUGGUCUUGAAAUUAAUAUGCAAUGUUAAUAUAUUAGAGCAAAGUGUCACCAUCUUUCUCUUCACCAAUGUUGAAUCAGCUAACUUUUCUUCUUCUUAUUAUUUACACUCUGUUUAUAAUCCUGUAUAUCCUGGUGUUUCUGUUAAUGUGUGUGUGUGUCUCUGCGUGUUAACUGUGUGUGAAUCUCCUCAGGUCCUUCUCUAUGAAGUUGGAUUCCUAGUGUGUGCUGCUAUAGGGAUUGUAUACAUUAUCCUGAUGCCCCUGGUUGGGUUCUGCCUGGCCUGCUGUCGCUGCUGUGGACACUGUGGAGGACGCAUGUACCAGAGACAGACUAAAGCUGUCCACUGUCACAGGAGAGGAUUCUACUGGGCUACACUACUCACCACGCUAGUCAUACUGUAAGUGUGCGCGCAUAUUUAAGCAUUUGGAUAAGACAAAACAAGCAUUUUUGAUAUGAAGUGAAACAAUGAAAACGAACUAACUUUUGUGUGCGUGUGUGUGUCCAUGUAUGUGUGCAUGUGUGUGUAGUUCAGGGAACAUCUGCAUGUUCUUCAGCAACCAGUUUUUGAAAGUUAGUGUCGAGGACAGCUCUAUAGAAGUCAACAAAACACUGGACAACCUCCAAACCUACCUCACAGCUGUCCCACAGGUGUGUGUGUGUGUGUGUGUGAGGACUUCCCUGUUAUUUUCAGAAGGGAGUAGAAAACCUAAAUGAGAAAGGAAGAAGGAAGACCAGUUUAGUUUCUAAAACAUCAUAGACGUGUCAAUACAGACAGUUUUAUAGAUAUACAGUGGGGUCUGAAAUUGACACCCUUGAUAAAGAUUAGCAAUAAUUACUAUAAAAUAAAUAAUUCAAACACUGAGCUAUAGAGUAUGUGCAACAGGCAGCUGGUGGCACCUUAAUUGGGGAGUACGGGCUCAUAGUAAUGGCUGGAACGGAAUAAAUGGAAUGGUAUCGAACAAAUCAAACAUGUUUUACAUGUGGUUGAUACCAUUCCAUUCACUCCAUUCCACCCAUUAUUAUGAGUUGUCCUCCCCUCAGCAGCCCUUGGUAUGCUACAUUUUUUGGGGAAAUUAUAUUAUUUUAAACUAAUACAAUUGCUCAGAGAAAGAGAUUUUGUUUAACAAGUAAUAUUUUAUUUUCUCAAAAAGGUAGGGGUGAAAUUUAUUGACACCCAUAAAGAUUAUUAGAAAUAAAGUAGUCAAAAGUUUAGAAUUUGGCCCUAUAUUCCUAGGACGCAAUGACUACAUCAAGUGUGACUCUACAAGCUUGUCGGAUGCAUUUGCAGUUAGUUUUGGUUGUGUUUCAGAUUAUUUAGUGCCCAUUAGAAAUCAAUGGUAAAUAUUGUAUUGUGUUAUUUUGGAGUCACUUUUAUUGUAAAUAAGAAUAUAAUAUGUUUCUAAACACUUUUACAUUAAUGUGGAUGCUACCAUGAUUACGGACAAUCCUAAACGAAUCGUGAAUAAUGAUGAGUGAGAAAAUUACAGUGGGUCAAACAUCAUACCCCCAAAACAUGCUAACCUCCCCUGUUAUUGGCAAUGGUGAGAGGUUAGCAUGUCUUGGGGGAUGAUCUUUGACCCUCUGUCACACCAUUAGUCUCCCAUUCACCUUAGUGAUUAACUGGCUGUCAAGCUUGCACUGUCAACACUUUUAUCUGGUACAACAGAGGGAGAGGGACGCCGAGGGAGAAAGGUGGAAAAGGGCAGAGAGGAUAUAUAGGGGGCGAGACUGGGGAGAAGGAGAGAGGACGAGAGGGAGAGAGGAAGAAGGGGGUUAGAGGGAGAAAGAGAGAACGAUAAGGUAAUGGUAGGGCAGGGUUGUGUUGUUAGAACAGGUAAAUAAUGUACUUUGGCUGUUGGUAGUGGCUUUGAAGUUUCAGUACAUACUCUCAGUCUGUGUGCUAUAAUGUGUUUGAGGGAGUCUCCUCAUGUUUGUGUCGUCUCCCCUGUGUCUAAGUGUGUCUGUCUUCUGUCUCGCCUCAGCAAAUUGACAGUGUGCUGAUAGAGAGUAAUAAGACAGUGGAUGAAGUCACCAGAAGCCUCAAUAGUGAGUACCUGAGCUUCUAGUCACAUAAUGCAUCACAAGUUCUGCAAAGGACAACCACACUGAAACAAUUGUUAUGCCAAUCGUCGUUUUGACCCAGGAGAGACUAGCUGCCACCCACCAUUUGGGAAACACCGGUCAACAAUUACAUAUAUGUCUACCUUCUCUCUCUCUCCUAGAUAUAGGUCCUCUGCUGGGCAGGGAGAUCCAGAGAAGUCUAGAGGGCCCCCUGAACCAUGCCCUGCAGUCUGUCAGCGAUAUGGCCAAUGGUACAACUCCAUCCUGUGUGUGUGUGUGUGUUUGUGUGUGUGUGUGUGUAUUCCUCUUCUGAUAUUCUAACUAGUGUUUCUGUGUGUGUGCGCGCGCGCUUGUGUGUGUAGUGAUUGUGUGUAUAUUCCUCUACUGAUAUAGUUGCAUUUUUAAUUCUCUACAUGACUUGUUUAAUAAAGCGCUUUUUAAAGUCUACUGACAUUUGAAUAUGUGUGUAUGUUGUAUUUGUAUCUAGUGGUGAACAGUACCAGUAUCCUGCUGGUGAGGUUAGACUCUACUCUAACCCACUUCCAGUCUGAUGUGGCUGUGGUCCAGGCUAACGUUAGCUCUGUCAGAGACCGCAUCAACAGCACACUGAGAAACCCUAACUGUAAUGAGUGCUCUGCCGAUCAGUCAGAGCUACAGAAACUAACAUUUGACACUGUCACUGUGAGUACAACUUUGUUUCGCGUCGCCGCCUCCAUUCAUUCUUCGCUCCUCCCCUCUCCUCUUUCCACUAUUGAAUGGCAAUUCCACCCCAGUUAUCCUCUGUGUCUUUUCAUCCUACUGGUUUGUCCUCGAUAAGGAAGGAUUCAGGCCUUUUGUUAAACACAAUCGAGCUGUACAGAAACACUUGGCUUUCUUGUGUGUGUGUGAUUUUGGACAGUGUGUGGUGUGUGGUGGUGGACUGUGUUUUGAGGAAAUUGCCUUGCAACAGAAGGAACACAUUACUGGGUUAACGAGAUCACUAUGACACAGGGAAAUUAGUUGUGUGGAAAUGGCUCAUGGUGUUGUCUUGUGAUGUAAGGUUUCAACAUGUUAGCUGACCUGACUAGUCCUUUCUUCUUCCUCCUCCUCCUCCUACUCCCACUGACACACUCUCUCCUCUCCACCCCCUCUCAAACAGGCUACCACAAAUGAAGUGGUUUCGGGAAAAUUACAGCUCAUAAUGCAUGCUCAAACGCACACACACAAAACCAGACAUUUCUGUCCAACAAAAGGCCUGAAUAGUUACUUAUUAAGAACAAAUCAGGAGGAGGUAGAACAAACAGCCAAAAAAAGGACAUUGAAUAAGAGACCAUGGUGUAUGUUACUCUGAUAUGAUUGUGGAGAAUGGUGUCCUUUGUAAUCAUAUAAAUGUUGUUUUUAGAUGUCAGUUUAUUCUAUUAUACACAAUGCAGUAUUUCAUUCACCCCUAUCACUGUUCUACUUUGAUAACAAGCAUAAGGCUGGCAAUACAUAGCCUAGUAAAAAUGUGAGUUUGUCAGCAUAGUUGAUAGUUCUGGCUUUGCUGCCCCCUGCUGCCAAAGCAUAAGAAUGACAUUUACUGCAGAGAAGUCAUUGAAGAUUAUGAGCUGUUUGCAACCUAAAGUGUGUGUGUGUGUGUGUUCCAUAGAUCCCCAGUCUGAGUGAGCUGCAGUCGGCUGUCGAUAACGUCACCAAGGCUGAUCUCAACUCUAAAGUGAAAGAGGUAACUAAAUAGACACAUUUUUGAAGACUAUGUAUUUCGAUAGUUCCAUAUAGAUGGUCUAUGGAUGCUAAGACUAUCAAUUAACUAGUGAUUUUAUAUGCAAUAAAUGUUCAAUAUCCAAAUGAAGUGUUUUGUGGAUGUCAUGCAAAGUAAUCAUACACAACGGCACCUUUCUUGCUGUGUCAGUAUUGCGUACUGUAUGCCGUUGUGGAAAACAUGGUUAUGAGUAGAAAUAGGUCAGGUCAGUGACCACAGUUAAUGUAACUCCGAUUCAUAAUCAAUGUAAGGUUAAGAUAACCUCUGGAUGAAAGGGAGUGAGUGUGUUUGUGUGAGAAAGAGCGAGAGGGAGAGAGAGAGACAGGGGAGCGAGAGAGAGAGAGAGAUGGAUUAGUGAAGUGUUACUGACAUGACACAGUAGUAUGCAUGGUGCUGUUCUGAGGGGGAAAUUGAGAUCCAUGCAUGAAACUCCUAGGAGUGUUACUGAGGACGUUUCUGACUGUGUGUGUCAGGGAGAAGACUUCUUUGCCAGUAUUCCCCAAAAAGUGACCAACGACACCAAGGAUGUGGUACAGAGUGAGUAUUCACCUUCAAUGUCACUACUAACUGUUAUAGGACUAGGACCCUCUACAACCACUGUGAUUAUUAUUUCACCCUGCUGGUCAUCUAUGAACGUUUCAACAUCUUGAAGUACGAUCUGGCCUUAAUGGCCAUGUACUCUUAUAAUCUCCACCCGGCACAGCCAGAAGAGGACUGAACACCCCUCAGAGCCAGGUUCCUCUCUAGGUUUCUUCCUAGAUUCCUGCCUUUCUAGGGAGAUUUUCAGAGCCACCGUGCUUCUGCAUUGCUUGCUGUUUGGGGUUUUAGGCUGGGUUUCUGUAUAACCACUUUGUGGCAUCUACUGAUAUAGAAAUGGCUUUAUAAAUACAUUUGAUUCAGUUAAACUUCUAUCUUGUAUAGGUCAUUAUACACACCCACACUAACAAGACUCUGUAUGUUUACUUGCCUUAUAGCCACAUCUUAACUAAAUACCUUUAAAACUGACCUUGGAUCAGUGUCUAGAGGUAUAUUCAUCCUUCUCCCUCAGAUGUGAUGCAGCAGCUUGAAGACAUCAAGAGACAGAUCUUUGAGGUGAAGGGAAACAUCCCUGUCUCUACCCUCAGCAACAUCUCAGACACACUGGGAGAGGCUCAGAGAUACAUCAGCAUGUACUCACCACAGGCAGAGAGGGUAGAGAUGAUCAGGUAAUGAACAUACACACACACACACAUACAGUCGUGGUCAAAAGUUUUGAGAAUGACACAAAUACUAAUUUUCACAAAAGUCUGUUGCCUCAGUUUUGAUGAUGGCAAUUUGCAUAUACUCCAGAAUGUCAUGAAGAGUGAUCGGAUGAAUUGCAAUGAAUUGCAAAGUCCCUCUUUGCCAUGAAAAUGAACUUAAUCCCCAAAAAACAUUUCCACUGCAUUUCAGCCCUGCCACAAAAGGACCAGCUGCCAUCAUGUCAGUGAUUCUCUCGUUAACACAGGUGAGAGUGUUGACGAGGACAAGGCUGGAGAUCACUCUGUCAUGCUGAUUGAGUUAUAAUAACAGACUGGAAGCUUUAAAGGAGGGUGCUGCUUGAAAUCAUUGUUCUUCCUCUGUUAACCAUGGUUACCUGCAAGGAAACACGUGCCGUCAUCAUUGCUUUGCACAAAAAAGGGCUUCACAGGCAAGGAUAUUGCUGCUAGUAAGAUUGCACCUAAAUCAACCAUUUAUCGGAUCGUCAAGAACUUCAAGGAGAGAGGUUCAAUUGUUGUGAAGAAGGCGUCAGGGCGCCCAAGAAAGUCCAGCAAGCGCCGGGACCGUCUCCUAAAUUUGAUUCAGCUGCGGGAUCGGAGCACCACCAGUGCAGAGCUUGCUCAGGAAUGGCAGCAGGCAGGUGUGAGUGCAUAUGCACGCACAGUGAGGCAAAUACUUUUGGAGGAUGGCCUGGUGUCAAGCAGGGCAGCAAAGAAGCCACUUCUCUCCAGGAAAAACAUCAGGGACUGACUGAUAUUCUGCAAAAGGUACAAGGAUUGGACUGCUGAGGACUGGGGUAAAGUAAUUUUCUCUGAUGAAUCCCCUUUCCAAUUGUUUGGGGCAUCCGGAAAACACCUUGUCCGGAGAAGACAAGGUGAGCGCUACCAUCAGUCCUGUGUCAUGCCAACAGCAAAGCAUCCUGAGACCAUUCAUGUGUGGGGUUGCUUCUCAGCCAAGGGAGUGGGCUCACUCACAUUUUUGCCUAAGAACACAGCCAUGAAUAAAGAAUGGUACCAACACAUCCUCCGAGAGCAACUUCUCCCAACCAUCCAAGAACAGUUUUGCCUUUUCCAGCAUGAUGGAGCACCUUGCCAUAAGGCAAAAGUGAUAACUAAGUGGCUCGGGGAACAAAACAUCGACAUUUUGGGUCCAUGGCCAGGAAACUCCCCAGACCUUAAUCCCAUUGAGAACUUGUGGUCGAUCCUCAAGAGGCGGGUGGACAAAAUUCUGACAAACUCCAAGCAUUGAUUAUGCAAGAAUGGGCUGCCAUCAGUCAGGAUGUGGCCCAGAAGUUAUUUGAAAGCAUGCCAAUGAGGAUUGCAGAGGUCUUGAAAAAGAAGGGUCAACACUGCAAAUAUUGACUCUUUGCAUAAACUUAAUGUAAUUGUCAAUAAAAGCCUUUGACACUUAUGGAAUGCUUGUAAUUAUACUUCAGUAUACCAUAGUAACAUCUGACAAAAAUAUCUCAUAACACUGAAGCAGCGAACUUUGUGAAGACCAAUACUUGUGUCAUUCUCAAAACUUUUGACCACGACUGUACACACUGACAGGACUGAACAGAUAAGAUAAAAGAUCCUCUGUUUUUUUCUCUCUAGGUGGGCUGUAGGUAUUAUCCUGAGCUGUGUAGUUCUCCUGGUUGUAGUGUGUAACCUCCUGGGUCUGUUUUUGGGUCCGGUGGGACUGAGCUCUAAAGACGUCCCAACAGAACGAUCCAGCACUGCAGACUGUGGAGGAACCUUCCUCAUGGCGUAAGUACUGUCAUUGUGUGUGUGUGUGUGUGUGUGUGUGUGUGUGUAUAUAUAUGAGGAUGGGCGUAAGUGACGCUUGUGCCCUUAACAAUACAUAAUCUAGUAAAAUAGUGAUCUCAACGUAUUUGUGUGUGUAGGGGUGCAGGGAUAAGUUUCCUGUUUUCCUGGCUCCUCAUGCUGGUGGUGUUACUACUAUUUAUACUGGGAGGGAAUGUCUACACACUGGUGUGCCAGCCCUGGCGCAGUGGACAGCUACUACAGGUACACAAACACACACCUACACACACACUCUCAUACAUGCACACACACAAUUCAUUAAUUGACUCACUGAUUGAUUGUGUGUCUCCCCCCUCCCCAGUUUGCUGACACUGCGGGCCUGAUACAUGGCUUCAAUUUAGGAAAGACACUGGGCCUGAAGAGCAACCUGACUCUUACUGAAGUAUACAAGUAUGUAGAAACAUUAUAAAGGGUUAUGCAAAUUAAAUAUCUGCUUUCUGGUUAUCUAAAUGGUUAUUAUAAAUCACUCUGGAUAAGAGCGUCUGCUAAAUGUAAUUUUGUUUUUGUUCGGCUAUUGUGCAAUGUAAUGAUGUAUUGUUGUGUGUUUGUAGUGAAUGUGAACAGAACAGGCCUCUAUGGACAACCCUCCAUCUGUAUGAGCUCAUAGACCUCAAUGAUUUGCUCAACGUGUCCAAAGUACGAUUCUAUUGUUUCUACUCUAUCAUAUAUGGUUUCUACUCUAUCACAUAUGGGUUUAACUUUUUCUAUCACCAUACACUGUCUAUUGAUAAUCACUGGGAAUCACUUUACAUGGGUAGUUAGUUCCCAAAUUAAUCGUCUUAUGUUUCCACUUCCAAAUUGGUGUAAAGUCCAUAUUUUAAACCAUCUGCUCUCCUGGGACAAUGUUUCCUCUAGUCCUUCUAAUUCGCUCUACCUCUCCCCUCCCAGUACACAGAAGAGAUUCAGCAGCACUUUGACAGUAAUGAUAUCAAACUGUCUACCAUCACCCUGCUCACCCAUGAGAUACGCAAACAGCUACACAGCUUCUCUGCCAUAGCCCAUGAUGUCGACUUCAGCUCUGUCAGACAGCAGGUACAAAGUGUGUGUGUGUGUACAUCUGUGUGACCUUUGGUCUCUUAUAGUUUGUAUUGAAUUUGAGUAUAUAUCAUAUCAUAUCACAUACCAUAACUGUUUCUAUAUCUGUUUUUAGAUCAACAAUAUUGCCAGCAUUAAUCUGAAUGAAACAGCAGACAGGUUAGACAAACUUGCUGCUAUUCAAGUGAGUAAUAAAACAUGUAACAUUGUUCCAAAUAUAUUCCCUCCCUUUGAGCACACUCAGUCUCUUCUCUAUCAUCAUCGGAGACUGUGAUCAUCAGUGUGCACUGUGCAUAUGGACAUUUGUAGAAAGGCAGUAAUGUGAAGCAUGUCCCACCGUCUCCCUCCAGCCUGAUCGAGGUAUUCAAUUAGAGCUGACCCAGGAGACUACAGUCCUGAGAGAGAUCCAGUUAUACAUUAACACUACCAUCAUCCCACAACUGGUAUGUUUGACCAGCCUGGUGCUGUCGCUUUCUGCUCUGGACAACUUCAGCAAAAUGUCCCAUGCGUUUGGUUGUAAUAAAUAUACAGCUAUCUGGACUAUCUAUGACUAUUUUAUCAAUUCUUAAGAGGUCAUUAUUCAGAGCAGAGUCAUGUUGUAUAUACUGUCUGUCUUUUGUGUUUCAGACUCAGUUGAACUCCACCAUAGUUGCCCUUAGUGUCAUAGCAUCACAUAUCAAUGUAAGUAUACUGCAGAAUGUUCAGAAAGCAUGAGCAGCAAGUGUUCUUUCAUUAAACUAUGUCAUAAUGUAGCUAUGCAAUGCCUGCUCAUCCUUCUCUUUCUCCCUCCCUCUCUCCUUUAGCGCACAUUAGGAGAUGUGUUGAGUAAAGUGGGAACAGCUCAAGACUUCCUCAACACUAACACUUCACAGAUAGUCAAGGCUGUGAGUAACCACACACAAGCACAUCUCAUCACGGAAAAUACUUUACAACCAGAAAAUGACAUCAUAAUGACUUCACAUUCCACAUUUACCGCACUGGGUUUCUUUUCUAGAAAGAUAAACCAUUUCAUCUGGUUCAUGACUUCUAGUGUUCUGUACAGUGAAGAGGGAGAGAUGAGUUCUGAUGAGUGUGACAAACACAGCUCUCUGUCUGCCUUAGCCUGUAGCACCACAGCCAUUACUCACACACGGCCCACUUCACAUAGUUACAGGAAAUUCCACCUGAUUCUCUGCUGCAAAGCUCCACUGAAUCUCAUGGCUUACACUUGUCUCUCUCUCUCUCUGUCUCAGGAGAGUAAGGAGUUCCUGGACUGUCAGAUGGGGUACUUCAUGGCGUAUGCUGACUGGGCUAACCUCACAGUGGGUUCACUUAGUGUACUACUAUUACUGUAUCACUGCAUUACUCUACCGAGUGUGUGUGUCUGGUUUCAUUGUAGGUUCCUAUGUUUGCGUGUGUGGUUUAGCCUCAGCCAUAUGUGUAAUAAUGUGGGGUUGUGGUUGAUCAUCUUGUGUUGACACACAGCCUGGGUUUUAGGCUGGGUAUCUGUAAAGCACUUUGUGACAACUUCUGAUAUGAAAAGGGCUUUAUAAAAUACAUUUGAUUGAUACAUUUGAUUGAUUGACACUCUUCUGUGUGUGUGUAUGUAGAUCACUCAACAGGUUGGUCUCUGUGGCCCAGUGGCAAAAGCUGUGGACUCAGCUGAGGUUAUAGUCUGCUCAAACAUGGUGCAAUCUCUGGUGAGAAAACUAUUACACACACAGAGAGAAAAUGAUUCACUGUGCUAAUUUAACAUUGUUUAUUAACCUAAAUGUGUGUGUGUGUGUGUGUUUGUCCAGAAUGCAUUCUGGUUCAGUCUGGGCUGGUGUAUGAUCUUCUUUGUCCCCAGCAUCAUCUUCUCCAUCAAUCUGGCCAAAUUCUACAGGAGGAUGAAGCAUAGUGAUGUCUAUGAGUGAGUAGCUAACAUAUGUACACAAAUAUUUACACACAUACAGUUGAAGUCAGAAGUUUACAUACACUUAGGUUGAAGUCAUUAAAACUCGUUUUUCAACCACUCCACAAAUUUCUUGUUAACAAACUAUAGUUUUGGCAAGUCGGUUAGGACAAUUUGUGCAUGACACAAGUAAUUUUUUCAACAAUUGUUUACAGACAGAUUAUUUCACUUAUAAUUCACUGUAUCACAAUUCCAGUGGGUCAGAAGUUUACAUACGGUAGGUUGACUGUGCCUUUAAACAACUUGGAAAAUUCCAGAAAAUUAUGUCAUGGCUUUAGAAGCUUCUAAUAGGCUAAUUGACAUAAUUUGAGUCAAUUGGAGGUGUACCUGUGGAUGUAUUUCAAGGCCUACCUUCAAACCCAGUACCUCUUUGCUUGACAUCAUGGGAAAAUCAGAUGAAAUCAGACAAGACCUCAGAAACAAAAUUGUAGACCUUGGGAGUAAUUUCCAAACGCCUAAAGGUACCACGUUCAUCUGUACAAACAAUAGUACGCAAGUAUAAACACCAUGGGACCACGCAGCCAUCAUACCGCUCAGGAAGGAGAUGCGUUCUGUCUCCUAGAGAUGAACGUACUUUGGUGCGAAAAGUGCAAAUCAAUCCCAGAACAACAGCAAAGGACCUUGUGAAGAUGCUGGAGGAAACAGCUACAAAAGUAUCUAUAUCCACAGUAAAACGUGUCCUAUAUCGACAUAACCUGAAAGGCUGCUCAGCAAGGAAGAAGCCACUGCUCCAAAACCGCCAUAAAAAAGCCAGACUACGGUUUAGCGCACAUUAGGAGAUGUGUUGAGUAAAGUGGGAACAGCUCAAGACUUCCUCAACACUAACACUUCACAGAUAGUCAAGGCUGUGAGUAACCACACACAAGCACAUCUCAUCACAUGGGGACAAAGAUUGUACAUUUUGGAGAAAUGUCCUCUGGUCUGAUGAAACAAAAAUAGAACUGUUUGGCCAUAAUGACCAUCGUUAUGUUUGGUGGAAAAGGGGGGUUGCUUGCAAGCCAAAGAACACCAUCCCAACCGUGAAGCACAGGGGUGGCAGCAUCAUGCUGUGGGGGUGCUUUGCUGCAGGAGGGACUGGUGCACUUCACAAAAUAGAUGGCAUCAUGAGGAAGGAAAAUGAUGUGGAUAUAUUGAAGCAACAUCUCAAGACAUCAGUCAGGAAGUUAAAGCUUGGUCGCAAAUGGGUCUUCCAAAUGGACAAUGACCCCAAGCAUACUUCCAAAGUUGUGGCAAAAUGGCUUAAGGACAACAAAGUCAAGGUAUUGGAGUGGCCAUCACAAAGCCCUGACCUCAAUCCUAUAGAAAAUUUGUGGGCAGAACUGAAAAAGCGUGUGCGAGCAAGGAGGCCUACAAACCUGACUCAGUUACACCAGCUCUGUCAGGAGGAAUGGGCCAAAAUUCAUUCAACUUAUUGUGGGAAGCUUGUGGAAAGCUACCCGAAAUGUUUGACCCAAGUUAAACAAUUUAAAGGCAAUGCUACCAAAUACUAAUUGAGUGUAUGUCUUUCCUAAUGUGAUGAAAUAAAUAAAAGCUCUACUAUUAUUCUGACAUUUCACAUUCUUAAAAUAAAGUGGUGAUCCUAACUGACCUAAGACAGGGAAUAUUUACUAGGAUUAAAUGUCAGGAAUUGUGAAAAACUGAGUUUAAAUGUAUUUGGCUAAGGUGUAUGUAAACUUCCGACUUCAACUGUACAUCCAAUGAUUGUACUUAGGUACUGGGCGGGCCCCAUAUCUCCCCCCAUAUCAUAUCAUCUUAUCUUUUUAUUCAAUACGAUAUAAAAGGCUAAACUGAUCCUUUGUCAGCACUCCUACUUUGAGACUCUUUGUGAAUACGGGCCCAGGACACUAUGACUGAUCGAGACGUUGUUGCAAUAAAGGUGGUAUGGGAAUGAUAUACAAUCUCUUUUUGUCUUGUCUCAUCUCUCUCCCCACAGCAACCACA
Coregonus sp. 'balchen' is the source of this 17862-nucleotide messenger RNA. Lineage: Eukaryota; Metazoa; Chordata; Actinopteri; Salmoniformes; Salmonidae. The record is from the annotation of a GenBank genome assembly.